AGUUUGAAGUUAACGCUCCCGAGCUUUUUCAUUUUUCUCCAACGCUGGUAUCAUCUUCACUGAUCUCURGUACAGUUAAACAUGAAGGGUUCUGUAUUUUUGGUGGUAAUUCUGGCAUGUUAUGUCGCACUCUCAUAUGCAAGCACCGAAGAGGAACAUCCAAUCAAAGAAAAGCGGUUCUUAUUGGACACAUGUAGCACAGAUGCUGAUUGCGGUAAGAAUCGCUGCUGUAUCAAAUACCUCAGCGUCUGCGCACCAAAACGAGGGCUCGAGCAAUCCUGUAACUUCAAGGAUUACCAUGGWUGUGGAUGUGAAGAUGGCCUAUACUGCCAAGUAGCCAAGUGCUUCGCUUCAUACAAGUACUAUCGCUGUCUYCCAGAGGCCUGAACCCAGUAAACACCAAGAGACACUUUGUUACGUAUUUGAUAGUCACUUCACUUACAUGAUGAAAAUAAAGCAAAUGAAACUAUAAAA
Molecule: messenger RNA, 474 nt
Organism: Actinia tenebrosa (Australian red waratah sea anemone)
Lineage: Eukaryota; Metazoa; Cnidaria; Anthozoa; Actiniaria; Actiniidae
Biological process (GO): digestion; lipid catabolic process
Cellular component (GO): extracellular region
Molecular function (GO): enzyme activator activity
Source: RefSeq, a predicted model, not a curated record